Aspergillus thermomutatus is the source of this 3507-nucleotide messenger RNA. RefSeq names its product ATP-dependent 3'-5' DNA helicase. The coding region runs from base 1 to 3507 and encodes 1168 amino acids. Lineage: Eukaryota; Fungi; Ascomycota; Eurotiomycetes; Eurotiales; Aspergillaceae. Gene Ontology annotation, molecular function: ATP binding; nucleic acid binding. The transcript has a single exon. The record is from RefSeq and is a predicted model, not a curated record.
AUGGAGCACAACCCCCCUUUGCAAGAGGGCCCCAGUACCAAAAGAAAACGCGGAAGACCGCGAAAAACAACUAAUGCGGAUGCGACGCUCGAACCGGAGGUCGAUGCCAGUAAGAUAGCGAUCAACCAGGGCGGCAGCAGCAGCGAGUCGAAAAGCGACGCGUUACCCCAGACCGGCAAAUCCGAACAGGGAAAGCGAAAAUCCAAGUCAACCAGAACAACAAAGGCCCAAAAAGAGGCCAAGAGCCAAUCGCCCAAGCGCACACCCUCCGCACCCUGGCCGGAGGCCUUCAAAGGUCUAUCUCAGACCCACCGCGCCCUGAACCUGGUGUACACGUUCUGCUGCACGCGCAAACACUUCGCCACGACGUUUGAGAAUAUCCGCACAGCGGUACAGGCGCAAUUAGGUCGUGGUCGGGAGCUGACUGUCGAGGAUAUUGCACGGGUGAGGGUUCUGGUGCCUCGGGCGGUGAAACUCGAGUAUGUGGAUGAGGCCAAGUUGGAGGUCAUGACGGUGGGGGAGAAGGAGACGGCGAGGAAUCAGACUUAUGACCUCUCGCGUCCGGAAUGCGAUGAGGCUGCUGGCGCGGAUGUCGAGACGAAGGAGGUGUUGCUGUUCGAGUUCCUUGACGGGGACCUGAAGCGGGAGGUGCGACAUCCUAAGAACGGGGAGCCCACGAAACCCACGCGGAAGAUGAAGGAUGAGGAUCUGAAGAUGCCCGUGUACAGUCAGAAGCAGAUGCUCGCCUUGAUUGAGAAACGGAAUAAGAAGUUCUCUGAUGCCAUUGAUGCAUUCCUGGUGCAGUGCGAGGACGACGGCACCGAUCCAGUUGAGAGACUGGAAAGGGAGAAGGACGCGUGGAUUCCGAGUCCUCUUGUUUCCGAGGAUGGCGUCUCAGAAACGACGAAACUUCUCUCGAAGCCACCUCGCGCGAUCCCCAAGGAGCGCAAAUCCAUGGCAGAAAUCAUUGAAGAAAUUCGUGCAAUGGAUUGGUAUUUCGCUCAGAUCGUACCGGAAGGCCAUCGAGUGUUUGAGGCCCAACCUCCCGUCUACGGAGAUUUGACUUUUCAGCUCUCGCAGGACCUCGUUAACGCCUUGUACAACACCAAGGGCAUAACACAAUUCUACUCGCAUCAGGCGGAAGCGAUCAACUCCCUGUACGCCGGUCAAGAUGUCAUUAUAUCUACCUCUACAAGCUCCGGCAAGUCGUUGAUCUACCAGGUCCCAAUGCUUCAUGAACUUGGAAGAGACCCCAGCAGCCGCGGCAUGUACAUUUUUCCCACUAAAGCUCUCGCGCAGGACCAGAAGCGUAGCAUGAAAGAACUUCUGCAGUUCAUAGACGGCUUGCAGGACGUCAUGGUCGAAACUUUUGAUGGCGAUACACCAAUGGGGAGCCGUAACCUCAUUCGUGACGAGGCCCGCAUUAUCUUCACCAAUCCGGACAUGCUGCACAUCACCGUAUUACCGCAGGAAAGUUCUUGGCGCACCUUUCUGAAGAACCUGAAAUUUGUUGUCGUCGACGAGUUGCAUGUCUACAACGGUCUAUUCGGAUCACAUGUUGCAUUCAUCAUGCGACGGCUGCGUCGGAUCUGUGCUGCGGUGGGCAACCGACAUGUCCGGUUUAUAUCCUGUUCUGCCACCGUAGCCAACCCCGAAGAACAUAUGAAGGCAGUUUUUGGCAUUGAGGAUGUCAGACUGAUUGACUUUGACGGUUCACCGUCAGGCCGCAAGGAGUUCUUAUGCUGGAACACCCCUUACAAAGAUCCCAAUGACCCCACAUCAGGACGCGGAGACAGUGUUGCUGAAACUGCCCGUCUCUUCUGUCAGUUGAUCCUCAGAGGCGUGAGGGUAAUCGCCUUCUGCAGGGUCAGGAGAAUGUGCGAGGUACUUCUACAGGCCGUAAGGAAUGAGUUACAGAACCUCGAUAGACCAGAAGUUGGAAAACUCGUCAUGGGUUACCGGGGGGGCUACAGUCCGCAAGACCGGCGGAAGAUUGAGAAAGAGAUGUUCGACGGCCGUCUGAUGGGGAUCGUAGCUACAAACGCCCUUGAGCUGGGUGUUGAUAUUGGCUCUCUUGAUGCUGUAGUCACUCUUGGGUUCCCUUAUUCCAUCUCCAAUCUGCGCCAGCAGAGCGGUCGAGCUGGACGUCGGAACAAGGAUUCUUUGUCUGUGUUGAUUGGCGAUAGGUAUCCGGCCGAUCAACACUACAUGCAAAAUCCAGAUGAAUUGUUCACAAAACCCAACUGCGAGCUGCAGAUUGAUCUUUCCAAUGAGCUAAUUCUCGAAGGACAUGUUCAAUGCGCAGCGUUCGAGAUGCCGAUCCGCCCGGACGAGGAUCGUGUCUAUUUCGGCAAGCAACUGCAUGAGCUUGCGGCCACGAGACUCGUGAAAGACAGCUUUGGGUUCUACCAUUGCCACGAGAGAUUUCGACCUCAUCCUUCCCGAUGCGUGCCCAUUCGUGACACAGAGGACCAGCAUUUUGCCGUCAUCGACACAACAAACGCACGCAACCUCGUCCUGGAGGAAGUGGAGGCUUCUCGUGCCUUCUUCACGAUCUACGAAGGCGGCAUCUUCCUGCAUCAGGGCCAGACGUACCUCGUUCAGGAAUUGAACACCGAUCAGCGGUUCGCUCGCGUUAUCAAGGUUCACGUGGACUGGAGUACAUUGCAGCGCGAUUACACCGAUAUUGACCCCAUUGAAACCGAAGUGAUGCGGCAGAUCAAUCAGACUUCUGCCUCUCGCGCAUUCUACGGCUCGGUGCAGAUCCAUGCAGUCGUGUACGGCUUCUUCAAAAUCGACAAGCGCGGCCGUGUGCUGGAUGCCGUGGCGGUGGACAAUCCGCCGAUCGACAUCUUCACCAAAGGCAUGUGGCUCGAUGUGCCCAAACGCGCGCUAGAGAUUCUCGAAUCAAGACACCUCAACAUUGCUGCCGCCAUUCACGCAGCCGAACACGCAGUCCUCUCCUUGCUCCCCACCUUCGUCAUCUCCUCGCCCGGCGACGUCAAGACGGAGUGCAAAAUCGCAAAGAAGGAACUCGGCAGAAACCUCAAGGUCGCGAACGAGAUGCGCGAUCAACAAAUCCAAGAGAACAUCAGGAAACUCCAGCCCCCGGCCCGGCAACGACCGGCGCGUCUUACCUUCUACGACGCCAAGGGCGGCUCGUGCGGCUCCGGGAUUGCCAGCAAAGCUUUCGAAUUCAUCGACGUCCUGCUUCGCCGCGCAGUGGCGCGCAUCGAAGCGUGCCAGUGCGUGACACCGCAGGGAUGUAUGGAGUGCGUUUGCGAUGAGAAAUGCAGGGAUAUGAAUUCAGUGAUGAGCAAGGCGGGUGCCGGCGUCGUGCUGCGGUGUCUGCUUGGCUGGGAUGUCGACAUUGAUGCCCUGCCUUGGGGUGAAGAUGUCGCGGGCGAGGACGGACUAAGAGAAUUGGCGGGCGGACUGGAGACUGUCAUCCCGGCGAUUGAGGUGCCCUUGCGUCGUGGAUUUCAGUCUCAUAGCGAUGGUCUGUGA